UGUAAAUUAGUGAUAAAGCCAGACUAGAACAGUGUUAAUUUUCUCUUUUUUCAUAAACAGAAGAAAAUGACAGAGCAAAUGAAGUUUAUAGUGAAAGAAUUAAAUGCCGAUUUGGACAGGAACUAUGACUUAAUCAAGUUCGAUGCUUUGAAUGAAAAGGCAUUGUUACAGUUGUUGGUGGAUUUACUAGUAAAUUUCAACGCUGGUGAAAAGUUAGAUGUAAAUGAGGACGAUUUGGAGACGGUAUCCGUGCGGCUGUUGGAGAUGUUAGCCAGCGUGAAGUAUCGACCACCUGCCAACGUGGAGCCGCCCAGGUUCAGAACUCAACUAUUAGCUGGAGACUCAAGGACCAUUCACCAUGUGCUACACUGGCUACUCACUAACAAGGAGCAGGUCAAGAAUACGGCAUAUUUAGCUAAGUAUUUGAAAAUCCCCGACAUUCCCGCCGAUGUAGCUCAAAAUAAUACUAUUCAGGACAUGCUUGAUCUAUAUCAGAAUCUCAUAGACGAGUUUAAGGAGGUUCACAAACGUACCCGGUUUCUGCAAAAGGAAAACGCGUCGGAAAUCAUCAAUGAUAUUAAGGAGAUGGCCGUGGAGAGGGAUAUCGUUAUAAAACGACUAGAAAAUGUACAAAUGAAUUUAGUAGACGUUACCAAUAAAGAAGAGUUACUUAAUGUCAGCAAGAUGUUGAGGCAGCAACAAGAAAAGAUUAAGGAAUUGGAAAGUCAGUAUGAAGCACAACAAACGCAGUUAAAAAUCGCAUCGGAUCAAUUGAAGAGGUAUUUAAGCGUAAUCCACGGACAAACUGCUACUCCAAAAACUGCCAAUGAUGUCAUCAAACAUUUGAAAGAAGAGAUUCAGUUAAACAAUUAUCUUGUAAAAGAGAAAUUACCUCAAGAAAUGGCGAGCCUUCAGAAGGAACUGAAUAUAAUGCAAAAUAUUGCCACAGAACAGCAUCUCACUCGUUCCGAUUUAGUUUUAGUGCAAGAUAAGAUUGCUGCAGUGAACAGCGAAUUCGAACAACUGGUACAAAGGCGGCUGGCAGCCGCCGGACCUCAGGAAGACAAGCUUGCGCCGUUUCGGCAGCAGGCGACCGUAAUCCGACGAAACAAGGACGCGAGUGCUGUGCGAGUACAUGAGCUUACUGCCAGUCUGAAGGACUACGAAGCCACUUUGGCAGACUUGCAGUCACAGGUAAGGCAAUUGCUUGGCGACACCGUGCUGCGAGGUGAAGAAUUGAAGAAAUACGUCAACUCUUUGAGAACGAAGAGCACAGUAUAUAAAAGGCAACGGGCGAAUUACUCCACUUUCAAGGUCGAAGCCGGAAUAUUAGCCAGAACCCUUGAUAUUAUAAGCACUGCUGACCCCACCGUGGAAAUGGCUCUGGUGAACCAUAAAAAGUUGAAAAUUGAUGACGAUGAAUCGUUGGAAAAGGAGCAGAACAAAUCCGUGGACUUGGCGAAAAAAUCACUGCACGAUUUAUCACAGCUUGUUGCGCAAACAGCACAAAAACUUUCGCAAGUACGUCAGGAAAUUCAACCUCUCGCCGACAAAAUCAAGCCGAUAAAGGAAGAAUUCCAAAAUAUUCAGCAGCAGUAUGAGCAGAAGAAAAGAGUUUACGAGGCGACCACUAUCAACAUAACAUCACAGAUGGAACCAUUAAAAAAUCAAGUAAAGGAGCUGACGGAUCAAUUGAAUAACAAGGAGAGCGAAUGGAAAAAUUUGCGUCAAAAAAUCACAAAAGCAGAGAGUUUGCAAGAAGUUGUCAUGUUCGAAAUGAGGAAUUCGAUGCAAUCGCCGCGUAAGCCUUCGAAAAUAGAAACGUUGAAAACGCAAGUGGCUGAUAUGGAGCAUACUGUGAAAAAUUUAGAAGAGGAACAGCGCACAAUAAGUGCUCGCCAAGGAGCCGUUGAGGAGCAGACCAAACUUUGGGAGAAUACGCUUCAGUUGCUGCGGUGCAAGAUGCGUUCUCGCACUGAGCCAGCCGCGCGACAGGGGCGCAUGCACAUCACGCAGCACUCGCAGAUGCUGACAUUAACUUAAAUCAAAAUUAUGUCACGCCAAUACUUAAGUUUGACUCAAAUCGAUGCUGCCAAGUUUUUUGAGAUAACAUAGACCAUUAUGUGGACCGCUUAACUGAGUCCUCGUCUGCGGGGUAAAGGGUGUGGGGAGCACGAAAACGGGGACUAUGAGAGGUGCGACAGGCACAUUCUUCACAAAAUUACAAGUGCCCGCCGCCCGCACCUCUCACGGCCUCCGUUCUCGUCAACCCCCCCACCCUGUACCCCGCAGUCGAGGUCUUAAUUAAGCGGUUUACCUAUGACAACACGUGACUUAACGAAGCAUUAAAUUUAUUUGACGUUACUGGGUAUGUUUGGCAUUGUGCAUUAUCACUCUGUAUGAUUUCCUAUUAGAAUUGAAUAAAAAAAUACAAAUAAAACAUC
Messenger RNA from Chilo suppressalis (striped riceborer), 2444 nucleotides. NCBI's taxonomy places the organism in Eukaryota, Metazoa, Arthropoda, Insecta, Lepidoptera, Crambidae. The record is from the annotation of a GenBank genome assembly.